AUGAAAUAAGACAAUAAUUAAGAGAAGGAGGCUGAUAAGAAGUUUAAGAAAGGCAAAGAAGCUUUAACAACUGGUGUGUUUUAGUGGAAAAAGGAUUAUAAUUUGGGUGCUAUGUAAUUUGAAGAGGCAGCUAAAUUGUAUAAGGAAUGCAAGAAUUCUUAGAAGGAAAAGGAAGCACUGAAGUUAGCCAUUGAAUGCAAUGAGAAAUUAAAUGAUACUUGGGCAGUGGGUAGAAACUAUGAAGCCCUUCUUAAUUCUCUUAUUGAUAAUUCAAGCAAUGAUUACAAAGAACUUAUAGAAUGGACAUAGAAAGCUGGAAUUUAUUUCAAGGUUUCAGAUUCAGGAAUGAAAUCAAUCUAAGUGCUGAAUAGAGUGGCCAAGUAUUUAAUCAAAAGACAACAAUAUGAAAUGGCAGAGAAGGUAAUUUUGGAAGCCUUGGCUGAAGCGGAAGAUCAAUAGGCUCCAUCCACCAGAACUGACAUCAUCAGCUCUUAUGUGGAGAUUUUGAUUGAGACUCAACAAUACCACAAAGUGGCUGAUUUAUAUAUGAAGGAGAUUACGAAGUUUAGAGAAGAACAUAUGAAAUACCCACUCAGUCAAUAUGCUUUGAUUGUUAUUAUAAUGUACAUCUUGCAAGAUGAGAUCAUUAGAGCCAAUCAGGAAUUAGAGCAAUUAAUAAUUUAAGUGUACAAUUUCCAUAAAUCCUCAGAGUUUCGAGUAGUCGAUUAGGUGUUGAAUUCCUAUGAAAAAGGGGAUUAGAAUUAAUUUAAUGAGGCAAUUACGAAAUCCUGCGUGACAUCUAUAUAUCCUCCAAAUAUUGUACGAGCCCUAAGAAAGGUUAAGGUUAGAGUGAUCAACAUUCAUCAAAAAUAAAAUAUUUAACAGCAAGAACUUGAGUAAGGACAAGAAGAAGUAGACUAUGAACAGGAAUUGGCAAAAAAAAUCCUUUGAUUAUGAUUAUUAAAUCAAAAUAUAUAAUUUCAUUCACUUAGAAGA
This is a messenger RNA of Paramecium tetraurelia, 996 nucleotides long. RefSeq lists its product as uncharacterized. Lineage: Eukaryota; Ciliophora; Oligohymenophorea; Peniculida; Parameciidae. The record is from RefSeq and is a predicted model, not a curated record. The transcript has 5 exons. Gene Ontology annotation, molecular function: syntaxin binding; soluble NSF attachment protein activity. Gene Ontology annotation, biological process: intracellular protein transport. Gene Ontology annotation, cellular component: SNARE complex; vacuolar membrane.